AGUAUUUACAUUUGAUUGAAUAGAAUGUCUCUUCAUACACAAAUGUCGCAGAGCGUCCGACCGGAACCAAAAAACCGGAUCAACUACGACAUUCCGUGUCAAGUUUGCCAGGAUAACUCGUCCGGCAAGCACUACGGCAUCCAUGCUUGCGAUGGCUGUGCUGGCUUCUUUAAGCGAGCAAUUCGACACAAGCGGGAGUAUCAGUGCUGCGUGACACCGCAACACGGCUUGAGCAACGGCAUGCCGCGCGCCUGCGUCGUUGACAAAAGUACUCGCAACAAAUGCAGAGCGUGCAGGCUUACUAAGUGCCUUGCUGUCGGCAUGAAUAGAGAAGCCGUCCAACAUGAGCGAGGACCAAGACCUUCCACCAGAAAGAAACACCAAGAACUUUAUUUACGGACACAAUCACCGGAUUCUACUCCUAACUCUAGAGCGGACUCUAGAUCCCCACCUUCAAUUCCUUCAUCCAGAACCCCUCAAGUCUCCUCAACCACCAACCACAUAUCCCCUCCCUCAUCCUCGUUCAGAGUACCACCUCAAAUUCCUUUUAUUCCGGGUUUCAAUUCUCAGUUCCCUCCAAUUCCAGGUUUGGGUUCUCAACUCUCUCAUUCUUUACCUUUUCCUUUCCUUCAAGCUCCUCUCUGGCCAUUUGCUCACACACCGUCACAGUACACUCCUUCCUCCCUCUCACCUUAUCCUUCAUAUCUCCCGCAAUGGCCGGUUUUAGGCCGAGCUUUAUUUCAAGAAGAUUUCUUGAAACAUUUUCGAAGUGCCAACGAGUCUUCAAAACCUACAACGUCGGCCCCGUCUGUGAACAACGAUUCUGGUGUCACUUCUGCGCUCGCAGACGCUGCUGACAUCCUGGCGGCCAAACGUCUGCACGUCCCAACCGCGCGAUACCCGUCAAUCCUCCACCUCACACCUACCCGGGUACCACCGCUCAGCACCACUGAGAUCCUCCUGAGAAACGUUCAGCUCGCGGCUUCCCUGCCAGAGUUUCAGCUGCUCUCAGCGGACGACAGAACGACGCUGUUGGUCAGCACCUGGCACCGGCUGUUCCUGGUGUCGUGUCAGCAAUUCGGCUUACAAGCUUCGGAUGACGCGACCCGCGGUGACAUGACCGACCCUAUGAGCCUGUCAGAUGUCGCAUUCGUGCACUACUGCUUGGAUUUUAUUAAACAGAUGCUCAUGGAACCAGAGGAAUACAAUUUACUAAAAGCCAUCGCCUUGUUUCUCAUUAGUGACGAGCCAGUCAGAAACGCCGAGCUUAUCCAUUCUGGCCUCUGCAGCUUAAUCACCCGCCCGCUCAACGUCAAAGCCAACCUGGCGACCUCCACUAGAAAGCACGAAUUGUACCUCGCGCUUAGAACACUGCAGAAAAUAAGCGCCCGCACCGUGGAACAAAUGUUCUUCAAAGACCUCCCGCCUAAACUCACCGUCAAGGAGAUGAUCAUCGGAAUGUUAAAUGAAACCUACACUUCAUUGCCGAAAAUCUCACCUCCAAGCCCGUGAAUUAAUUUUUUUAUUCAAGAUAAUGUAUACUUCCGAAUCGUAGCGAUGUACAUAUUUUCAAAAAAGCUGCUUGUGAAAAGCACUUGGCACUGCGAAGGCAUCCGUGACAGAGCCUGUAACGUAACAAAUUGAUCCCCUCCAGUCUAAUUGAAAGUAAAACAUAUUCGCAGCCUCAGAUUCAUCGAAUACCA
Messenger RNA from Hyalella azteca, 1703 nucleotides. RefSeq names its product protein tailless-like. The record is from RefSeq and is a predicted model, not a curated record. Gene Ontology annotation, molecular function: RNA polymerase II cis-regulatory region sequence-specific DNA binding; nuclear receptor activity; zinc ion binding. Gene Ontology annotation, biological process: anatomical structure development; cell differentiation; positive regulation of transcription by RNA polymerase II. NCBI's taxonomy places the organism in Eukaryota, Metazoa, Arthropoda, Malacostraca, Amphipoda, Hyalellidae. Bases 25 to 1512 code for a protein of 495 amino acids. The transcript is spliced from 8 exons.